UGAUUGCGCCCCUAAACCAACUGACAACUCUACUUCCACAAACUUAAACGCAUAUCAGUGGCCCUCCUGUGUCUUCGCCUUUUCUCAGACCCAACAACGAAGAAUACCCUGCGUGUCACUAUGGCGUCUUGUGAAUGUGAUGAACCAAUGCAGAGUCCAAGAGAUGAUGAUGACUCUCAAGAUUCCCCUCAGAAGAAAUCCAAACGUUGUCCAGAGAAUAACACAAGAAUCAGCCAUAUCGCAGAUCUUGAGGCGCUGAAGUCUAAUGACAAUGGACUCUCUACAUUUUCUUCAUUUGAACAGGAAGAGGUUGAGCAAAAAGUAAUUGCCAUAUUCAGGAACUUCAAAGAGCUCUUGGAGGAAGAAAUAGAAAUCAACGAACCAACGCUGUUGAGAUCUGCGCAUAUGAAGUAUCUCAUAAAAAAUAUUCGCCAUCUGUCCACGAACUAUGAGUGCUUGGAUGCAAGUCAACCAUGGCUAUGUUACUGGACACUUCAUGCCAUGGAGGUCCUGAGUAUCCCCAUUCCAGAUGACCUGGCUUCCGACAUCGUGGCUUUCUUGAAGAAGUGUCAGCAGCCAAGUGGAGGCUUUGGGGGUGGCCCAUACCAGCAGGCACAUCUGGCGCCUACUUAUGGUGCUGUCAAUUCGUUAUGUAUCAUUGGAACAGAAGAGGCCUACAAUGCGGUUGACAGAGAAAAUUUGUACAAAUGGUUGACAAGGCUUCAUGAUAAAACAGGUGGAAGCUUUAGCAUGCAUGAAGGCGGAGAGGCGGAUGUGAGAGGGGUGUACUGUGCAGCUAGCGUAGCCAGAUUGACCAAUAUCUACACACUAGGUCUCUUUGAGAAGACAUCAGAAUGGGUUGUUUCGUGUCAGACGUAUGAAGGUGGCUUUGGUGGUGCUCCUGGCCUCGAGGCCCACGGUGGAUAUUCCUUCUGUGCUUUUGCCGGCCUGACUCUGAUGAACAAGGAAAACAGCUGUGAUAUCAAGAGUUUAUUGCGCUGGACAGCAAAUCGUCAGAUGCGUCUUGAAGGUGGUUUCCAAGGUCGAACAAAUAAACUCGUUGAUGCAUGUUAUUCAUUCUGGCAAGGAGGUGUCUUCCCUCUGUUGCAUAGAGCACUUGCUGUUCAUGACGACCCUGCCUUGAGUUACAAGCAUUGGAUGUUCGAUCAGAGAGCCCUGCAGGACUACAUUUUACUUUGCUGCCAGUCUAGCCACGGAGGCCUAUUUGAUAAGCCGGGGAAGCACACAGAUCUUUACCAUACCUGCUAUGCUCUAAGUGGUCUGUCAGUUGCUCAGCAUUUUGACUUUGGAAAGUUACAUGAGAAAUAUCGAGUGGGAAUUAUGGACAAUGAAUUAAAAAUCACCCAUCCAACGUUCAACAUAUGUCCAGUAGCUGUAGUGCAAGCGCUGCAGUACUUUUCCACGCAGCCUGUCCCUGGAAACCAUCAAGCAUCUGCAUGAUCAACAAGAUAGCUGGUCGUACCUUCCAUCAAUCAGAGUCUGCUAGAGUCAGCUUAAUUCAUUUAUGUGUCUCAGGUUUUGGUGAUGUCUUUUGGACUGGGUAUCAAUGGGCUCCUGUCUUGUAACUGUGGCAUCAUGACCUUUUGGGACCAGACAAAAGGAUGAGCUUGUUCUUUAGAUGUGGUUUUUAACUGUGAUGUGUGACAAACCUUUUCAUUGGCAUUUUUAACCUUCUGGAAAUAUGAAACAUAGGAUGAAACGCAUCAUAUGAACUUUUCACACUGCAAAAUGACUUUCAAAUUAAAUGCUGCCCCUACUUCCGAUCCCUCAAGUUUAGGCCAUCGAAACCUGAUAUAACUCACUGUUGGUGAGCCAAUCUUUUCAAAGUUCAGGUCUGGGGGGGAAUAGCCACAUUCACCUCACAUUUUGUAUAUAUCCAUACACUGGGCAAGAUUCUGGUACAGCUUUCUUUGUCUUUGAGUUUGUUUAAUGAUUGUGUAGCAAGAUACUGUUACUUUUUGUACUUCAUUUAUGGCAAGAAAUAAAUCUUGAAAAGAAAUUGAGAAAA
Lineus longissimus is the source of this 2029-nucleotide messenger RNA. RefSeq names its product protein farnesyltransferase subunit beta-like. The record is from RefSeq and is a predicted model, not a curated record. Gene Ontology annotation, biological process: protein farnesylation. Gene Ontology annotation, cellular component: protein farnesyltransferase complex. Gene Ontology annotation, molecular function: protein farnesyltransferase activity. NCBI's taxonomy places the organism in Eukaryota, Metazoa, Nemertea, Pilidiophora, Heteronemertea, Lineidae. Bases 121 to 1461 code for a protein of 446 amino acids. The transcript has 12 exons.